Messenger RNA from Symbiodinium sp. CCMP2592, 3606 nucleotides. Lineage: Eukaryota; Dinophyceae; Suessiales; Symbiodiniaceae. The record is from the annotation of a GenBank genome assembly.
AUGCCUUCUCUCCUUUCUUCCUUGCAGGAAGGUCACCAGCUCGGCAGGACCUCGUUCCUUGGAAGCUGCGCAGCUCCGCGCACUCAGCUCACCCAGCGCCGGGCACGCCCCCGCGCCACUCGCUCAGACAACCGCCGGCGCAAGGCCAAGAAAGCUCCAAAGGCCAGACGGGACUCGAGGCUCCGGCAACCAGAUUCCACACGCAACAUCUCAGAAUCCAACGAAACGCAAGUUGCAAAAAGGCGGAGCAUGGGAGUAAAAAGACGGAAAGGAGAUCCCACGGCGAAGCCCAGCACCGCUCUCCCGAGCCUUCACAUCCCCAUUGGCAUGGCGGAUGAUACGCGUCGGGAGUCCUUUCGCUUUUCUUCACACAGUGGCCAGGCCGGCAAGCAAGACAUCGUCAAAACUGGCUUUCAAGUGGUGGGACACCUUCGGGAGGGGAUUUUGCAGUGGUUCGAGAUGGCCAGCACGGGCGGGGUCCCGUGCGUGUCCGUCAAAGAAGGCCGCGUUUUUGCUCCCGGCCAUGGCUUCAUCGAUGGCUCUCGGGUUAGACUUGAUGGUGUCAAAGGAUGUGAGUGCCUCGGAAGCGAUACCUUUUUGGCGAUGUCUUGCACUGACGACCACUUCACACUGGGGGUCGAUGUUGAGCUGCACGUGUCUUCAGCGCAUGUUCUGGAGGAUGAGGACGACGACGGGAUGGUCAGCAUUGUGACUUCACAGCCUCACCUUUGUGACGUGAGCAGCAGUGAUGAUCCUCAAUCGGUGCAAGUGGUGCUUCGAGGCUUCGGGGAGCUGGAUGGGCUGAGCUUCGAGGCCUUCGCACCGGGAGAGUCAGAGCUUCACUUGAGCGAUUUCUUUGACUGCGAGACCCAAGGCAAGCUAUCUUCGCUCCGAGAACGGCUGCUCCGCCAUCCAUUGACUGGAGCAGAGAAGAUUUUGCUACCGGAUCGAAAGGUCACCGAAGUUGGGGGCACAGGCGGCUGGGUUCGGCCAGCACCUCGAUGUCAACCUCUCAUAGAGGUCAAGGCUUGCUGGCGCGUGACCCUCGAGCUCGCACUCAAGUUCCUGUGCAAACAGAUGCCUUCGGUGGUGGCCACCCCGGUUGUGCCAGCAGGGUUGACCGUAGGGCACUGCGGCACGCCCGAACUCGUCGGGCGCUACACGCGCAUUGCAGAUGCACUCGGAUCGACAGCAGGGAGUCGAUUUCAAAAAGGCUGCAUACACUUGGCCUUCGAGCCCAGUUUGGGGCUCUGGGCCAUCACUGUAGAGACCCGCGCAGACCCCACCGACGACCUGCACUGCAGCAGGCAGAUGGUGGGCGAGCGAUGCUUGCGGUGGGAGGGACCGCAGCUGCUGUAUGUGUGCUUCGACCCAAGUCCAGUGGGUCGCUGGCUGCCCAUUCUCGGUAACGAGCCUGCGCCACAAGACAUACGAGAAAAGCAUGAGGAGCACGCCGAGCCCGAAUCUCUGGCGCGAGCGAUUGAUGGCCGCCUCCCUUCCGGCCUCAUAGCCUGCAUCUUCGGACAGCUCUUGGACUCCCGCAACGUGAGUUUGGGCGGCUACAUUGACUUCAGCUUCUUCGACAGCGGGGUACGGGGUCUUUCAGCCAAGGAGACUGCGAAAGAGCUGUUGGCUUUGGAGGAGUCAGCAGGUCGAAUUGCUGCAAUCUGCCGCUCUUGCCACACCCUGGUAGCAGAGUGGAGGAGGCUUGUUCCGGCUACACUGCGCAGGUGCUUGUAUGGAACUCUGGCAGACAAUAUGGAGGAUGUGGAGACUUCGCGAGUAAUUUCCUUGAUGACUAGAGCAGAUCUCACAAUGAGCAUUCAGCAUGCGUCUGACUUCCGCAACCGCAUGUGGGGCGCCGUUCCCUGGAGCAUUGUCGUAAACCAUCCAGUCUCUGAAGGCCUCAAACUGCAAGCCGUGUUGCCGGCGCUCAAGGCCUUCGUGCGUGAGCUUUUCCAAGGCGUGGGCCUUCCGGUGGAUCGAAAGAGCUUCAGCAUCGUGCGCACCAGAAAGGACGAGGACUCCUCGCGGGAGGUCGAGUGGAUCGAGCUUUUAGAGGAGAUCGGUAAUCGCCCGGCUGCGCUGCGCACGAAGCCGCUGCUGCUCUGCGACGGCGCCACAGCCGAGCUGUUCCUGCCCAACCGGGAGCAUCUUCUCGAAGGCUUGCCGGCAGCUACCAUGCUGCUGUGCCGUGCUCUCAGAGCGCGGAUCAUUCGUAGCAUGCACAACGUCGAGUUUGAAGUCCAAGAGCAUCAGGCAGGGGGCAAGUGCUUCUUGCACCGUUAUGGCAUCUCGAAAAAUUCGCCUUCGAGCGAUUCUUGCGAGUCGUGCCGGCGAUCCGAAGUGGGAGCGGCUGCCUUGUGCUCGGAAACUCGGCUCGGGCUGUUCCUGGAGAUGGACAUGGGACCCCCGCAGAUAUUCGAGCUCUGGAUCAGCGCUUUUGUGCAGCCCUUCCUGGCCAAGCAGACGGACGAUCCCGGACGCCUUGAAGCCAACCCGUUCGGUGGCAUCGAGAUUUCUUGGCAGACGCCCCCGGCGGUUCGAGUUAUCCCAUCGGAACGUGCUUAUGUCGAGGAGGUCAUUGGUUUGCAGCAUCAAAGUGGCAUUCUGGCUUCCAUCGACGGAGAGGAUGUGCAUCGCAAGAGCCGCGCGCAUAUUGUGGGGCUGCUGGAAGACUUCCGUGGCUCGAUCAAGGUGAUUCCGACUGACAGCGUUCGUGCAGCGUUGUGGAUCUCCGCACAAGAGGCUCUGCUGCUCUCCUCGGGGUCACAUCCAGACGCAGAGAGCAAGGAAGGCUCCGAUUGGCAUAAAACUGAAAUUCAGUUGCAUUCCAUACACCCCAUGGCCUGCGAUCUGGAGGUGGGUGACUAUGUGCUGAGCAUAGACGGCACAUCAGGAUAUUGGAGGAUCUGGGCUGAAACAGGAACUGGCUGUGAUUGGUGCGGUGGUUUGCUCAUUGCUUGGACAACCCCGCCGGUUAUUCGCGCGGCGACCCCAGAGGCCCAAGAAGUGUUCCACAACCCCAUCCUUCCGGGGGAUGUCCUGUUUACAAUCGAUGGCAAAGUUGUGUCAGAGCUGGGGAGGAAGCCCAUCCUGGAGCGGAUGGCAUCCAUGGAUAGUCUUGGACUCACUAAGCCUGCUUAUUAUUUGCACAUUCAAGCCAUUCGGAAGGAUGCCCAGAAGGCACUCCUGGCUGAACCAGACAACAGUUCUGAAAGUCUCGACUGGAUCGCGGGAAUUUUGAUAAGAUGGAGCUCACCAGCAGAGGUGCAAGAGGUUCUGCCGGACGUUCGGGAAUUCUAUCCGUCUAUGUCUCCUGGAGAUCGGCUGCAGUCCGUACAUGGCACCGAUGUCGGCGAGCUGGAGAGGGCAGAGGUCUUGCAUCUCCUCGCGCAAUCUCCCAAGGAUGCGGUCGGCUUGGAUUUUGAAGGGUGUUUGAGUCCACCGAUCCGGGAAAAGGUCCGUGCCGAUGCAAAGAGGGCCCUCCGGCGCGGCAAGAAGCGCCACAAGGAUAAGAACUUACCUGAAGGCUACAAUUGGAUCGCCGGGGUCCAGAUCCUUUGGUCCAAGCCGCCCCGUGUGCUCAAGGCAGGAAUUGGCUGA